AUGAUAUUUUGACAGGCUAAUGGCACUAUUUUUACUUAUGGGCAAACAGGGUCAGGCAAAUCAUAUACUAUGAUGGGCUUAUAUAUUUAUGACCCUGAAACUAAAGGAAUUAUCCCAAGAGUAAGCAAUUUAAUUUUUACUAAGCUCCAAGAAUCAACCUGUGAAAUAGAGUAUUCCUUGAAGUGCUCAAUUAUUGAAAUCUAUAAAGAAAGCCUAACUUCUUCUUUUUGGAGGCAAAGUAUUGAAAAGUGAAACCUUUUUAAUUUUAGCUUAAAUUAUAUGUGGCAAUUUUAGAAUAAAUAUUAAGAGAAAAAAAUUGCCCAGGAAGGGUUGAGUAAGAGAUCUCCUUUCAGACUCAGGCGUCAGGCUUAAGAUAAAAGAGGACCCAAAGAAAGGCGCAUUUGUUCAAGGACUUGAAGAAGUUUAUGUAGUCUGUGAAGAGGAACUAAUGAAUAUAAUUGCUCUUGUGGAAAGUUUAAGUUUAAUUUAAGUUUCAGUUUAAUUGAAUUACUCUUUUGCAUACUUGGAUGCAGUCUCCUUGCUUGAGGUCCAACUUGUUUAAUAGCUCUGAACAACGGUAGGUGGACCGGCCUAACCGUCGAACCGUUAAAGUUAACAAGUCCGUUAAGACUUCUCUGAUCAUCGCCAGACUCAGCAAUGACCUCUUCUCUCCUUUAUCAAGACUCUCAAGAGGACAACCUCUUUCACAUAAGUCCGAUAAUAGGUCCUUUACCUGGAAGUCAGGAGUUAUGGCCUAUCUCUAAUUGACAUUUUUUAAUAUUGUGUUGCUGAAAGUAAGCGAACUGUGGCUUCAACCAAGCUAAACGAAGUGAGCUCAAGAAGCCACCAGCUUUUUGUUUUAGAAGUAAAUCAAAAAUUACCUGAUGAUACAGAGAAGCGAGGGAUUGUGAAUUUUAUUGACCUUGCUGGAAGCGAAAAAGUAAAAGAGUCAGGAGUUACUGGAAACAAACUGGAAGAAGCUAAAAACAUAAAUUUAUCACUGAGUUGUCUUAGCAAUGUCAUUAAUGCUCUUUCAAGCAAAGCAGAUUUUAUUCCCUAUAGGGACUCUAAACUGACAAGGCUUCUUCAAGAAUCCCUCGGAGGAAACUACAAAACCACACUUAUUGUCAACUGUAACCCUGACCCUCGAAAUGUUGAAGUAACAAUCAACACUCUUAAGUUUGCACAAAGAGUCAAAAAUAUAAAAAACAAUGUGAAACUCAACAUUAAAAAAUCUCCUGCAGCUUAUAGUCAGAUUAUUAAUGAACUUCGACACAAGAUCCAAAGCCUGAAAUAA
Messenger RNA from Blepharisma stoltei, 1297 nucleotides. NCBI's taxonomy places the organism in Eukaryota, Ciliophora, Heterotrichea, Heterotrichida, Blepharismidae. The record is from the annotation of a GenBank genome assembly.